AUGGCGAUGGUGCCGCUGAUGAUGGUGAUAGCGAUGGUGAUAGUGACAUCGACGGUGCUAUCGACUCCAGACCACGAAACCAACUUUCUCCUCCUCCACGCCCUUGCCCUCCCCGCCUCGGCCGUGCAUGCCUCUUACAAUGUCAAGCAAAGGUGCGACUGUUCAAUGAUGUGCAAGGUUUACACAGAGUGUCAGGCGAGUACCCUUGAACAACAGCAGCACGGUUUCUUGUGCCACUUGACCCGUCAGCAAUUAGACGUCGCUUCGUUGGAGGAGAGUGAGAACAGUAUCACCUUUUACCGGUCAGGCAAGUACCUCGAUUAUCAAAAACAUGGUACGUGGUUUUACCGUGUGUACAGCGGCAGCUGGUUCAAUGGUUUUAAACAUUGUUACAAUGACCGAGGACAGCUGGCAGUGGGCGAAACACCCGAUAAAAUAAACGAAAUUACGUCAUUCCUGGAGCAAAACCUUCAGCAAAGCGGAACCUUACAAAAGCCUGAAGUUUCGAACACUGCAAAGAGCCUAUGA
Penaeus chinensis is the source of this 528-nucleotide messenger RNA. RefSeq lists its product as uncharacterized. NCBI's taxonomy places the organism in Eukaryota, Metazoa, Arthropoda, Malacostraca, Decapoda, Penaeidae. The record is from RefSeq and is a predicted model, not a curated record. The transcript has 4 exons. Bases 1 to 528 code for a protein of 175 amino acids.